AUGGCCAGUAAUCACAAACCUUCAGCAGUCCGUCCUGUUUCUCGAGGUGGGAUUGGAUUGACAGGAAGGCCUCCUUCUGGAAUACGACCCCCAUCAGGAAAUAUUCGAGUGGCAACUGGUAUGCCACCUGGAACAGCAAGACCAGGCUCUCGUGGUGGUCCCAUAGGGACAGGAGGAGUUCUGUCUUCUCAAAUCAAAGUUGCAGAUCGUCCUGUAACACAGCAAGGUUUGAGUGGAAUGAAAACUGGUAUGAAAGGUCCCCAGAGGCAAAUUUUAGACAAAUCUUACUAUCUUGGACUUCUUCGAAGUAAAAUAAGUGAACUCACAACAGAAAUCAAUAAACUUCAGAAAGAAAUAGAAAUGUACAAUCAAGAGAAUUCAGUGUAUUUGUCAUAUGAAAAGAGAGCUGAGACUUUAGCUGUUGAAAUAAAAGAGUUUCAAGGACAACUAGCAGACUACAACAUGUUGGCAGAUAAACUUAAUACCAAUACUGAAAUGGAAGAAGUAAUGAAUGAUUACAACAUGCUUAAAGCUCAAAAUGAUCGAGAAACACAAAGUAUGGAUAUUAUAUUCACCGAAAGACAAGCGAAGGAAAAACAAAUUAGAAGUGUAGAAGAAGAAAUUGAACAGGAAAAACAAGCAGCAGAGGGUAUUAUCAAAAAUAUGUCUCCUGAAAAACAAGUCAAGUAUAUAGAAAUGAAAACCGCAAAUGAGAAAUUAUUACAGGAAUUAGAUACACUUCAACAACAGCUAGAUUCACUGAAUAUGAAAAAAGAGAGCUUGGAAUCUGAAAUAGCACACUCCCAGGUAAAACAGGAGGCUGUAUUGUUACAUGAAAAACUUUAUGAGUUGGAGUCCCAUCGAGACCAGAUGAUUGCAGAAGACAAAAAUAUAGGAUCUCCAAUGGAAGAAAGAGAGAGAUUACUCAAGCAGGUUAAAGAAGAUAAUCAGGAAAUAGCCAGCAUGGAGCGGCAGUUAACAGAUAUAAAAGAAAAAAUAAAUCAAUUUAAUGAAGAAAUUAGACAACUUGACAUGGAUUUAGAAGAACACCAAGGUGAAAUGAAUCAGAAGUACAAGGAGCUAAAAAAGAGGGAGGAAAAUAUGGACACUUUUAUUGAGACUUUUGAGGAAACUAAGAACCAGGAACUGGAAAGGAAGGCACAGAUAGAAGCCAGCAUUGUUUCGCUUUUGGAGCACAGUAGUCGAAAUAUAAAUCGUAUGAAACAGAUAUCCUCUAUCACCAAUCAAGAGCUGAAAAUGAUGCAGGAUGAUCUCAAUUUUAAAUCUACUGAAAUGCAGAAAUCACAGAGUACGGCUAGGAAUCUGACUUCAGACAGUCAGCGGCUACAGUUGGAUCUACAGAAAAUGGAACUUCUGGAAAGUAAAAUGACUGAGGAACAACAGUCUCUAAAAAAUAAAAUUAAGCAAAUGAUAACUGAUCUGGAGACAUAUAAUGAUUUGGCAGCUUUAAAAUCAUCAGGUGAAGAAAAGAAAAAGAAAUUACAUCAGGAGAAAACAGUAUUAUCAACUCGCAGAAAUGCCUUUAAAAAAAUAAUGGAGAAACUAGACACAGAAUGUGAGACACUAAAAACACAACUGCAAGAAAACGAGACACAUUCUCAGCUUACAAAUUUGGAGAGGAAGUGGCAACACCAUGAGCAAAAUAAUUUUGUGAUGAAAGAAUUCAUAGCAACCAAGAGUCAAGAGAGUGAUUACCGGCCGAUUAUGAAGAAUGUGUCCAAGCAGAUUGCAGAAUAUAAUAAAAGCAUCGUGGAUGCUCUGCAUAGCAUGAGCAGAAACUGAGUCUGAAGCGACUGCAAGUCUCUAUAGAAAUGUUCUCUUGCUGCUAAACUUUGUAC
Budorcas taxicolor (takin) is the source of this 1859-nucleotide messenger RNA. It is a transcript of the gene IFT74, whose product is annotated as intraflagellar transport 74. The record is from RefSeq and is a predicted model, not a curated record. The transcript is spliced from 19 exons. Gene Ontology annotation, biological process: intraciliary transport involved in cilium assembly; cilium assembly. NCBI's taxonomy places the organism in Eukaryota, Metazoa, Chordata, Mammalia, Artiodactyla, Bovidae. The coding region runs from base 1 to 1803 and encodes 600 amino acids. Gene Ontology annotation, molecular function: beta-tubulin binding. Gene Ontology annotation, cellular component: centrosome; cilium; intraciliary transport particle B.